AGUCGGGGUGGAAGUGCACCGACGAAGGGGCAGGGCGUGUCUCCCCAGCGCAGGGUGUGGCCAGUGGUCCAGAUGAUAAGCCUGAUGGCCAGUCACUGGUCCUUGACCGGUCGGCGCUAAAUCCCCACUGUCCACUGUGCGCAACGAACAGGUUGAGGGUGGACAACACAGAGAGAGCUCGGAGCGGGCUGCGGAGGUUCCCGCAACCCACAGCUGUCAGAGCCGGGCCGCGCCCCUCGCGGCUGCACUUCCUCUCUCAGUCCCCGCUGCCGCUGCUGGAGAGCCCCGCUAGGCUCGGUGAUCCUAGUGGCCUUCAGUCUGCUGCCUCUACGCCUCAGCUUCAGCCUGCGUGGUCCCAGCCAAGUCCGCUCCCCUGCGGGAUGAGGGCCUUGGCAUCUCCAUCACCAUAGAAGUUCCGGCUGUAAGGAGCAUCGUCCUCUCUCAGGAUGACUUCACCUUCCAGCCCCCCAGCUUUUAGGCUGGAGACAUCAGAUGGAGACCAAGAAGACAGUGCUGAAGUGAACCAAGGGAAGCAUGAGCCACCCCCCAUGGAGUCACCAUUCCAGGGCGAGGACCGGAAUUUCUCCCCUCAGAUCAAAGUGAAUCUCCACUACCGAAAGGGACUAGGUGUCAGCCAGCAGGACCCAAACCGGUUUGACCGCGACCGACUCUUCAGUGUGGUCUCCCGGGGUGUCCCUGAGGAGCUGGCUGGACUGUCAGAAUACCUGUGCCGGACCAGCAAGUACCUCACUGACUCAGCGUACACAGAGGGCUCCACGGGGAAGACGUGCCUGAUGAAGGCUGUGCUGAACCUUCAGGACGGGGUCAAUGCCUGCAUCCUGCCCCUGCUGCAGAUCGACAGGAAUUCUGGCAACCCUCAGCCCCUCGUCAACGCCCAGUGCACCGAUGACUUCUAUCGUGGCCACAGUGCGCUGCAUAUUGCCAUAGAGAAGAGGAGCCUGUCUUGCGUGAAGCUGCUCGUAGAAAACGGAGCAGAUGUGCAUGCCCGAGCCUGCGGCCGCUUCUUCCAAAAACACCAAGGAACUUGUUUCUAUUUUGGCGAGCUACCUCUGUCUCUGGCUGCAUGCACCAAGCAGUGGGAUGUGGUGACCUACCUCCUGGAGAACCCACACCAGCCUGCCAGCCUGGAGGCCACUGAUUCCCUAGGCAACACGGUCCUGCACGCGCUGGUCAUGAUUGCAGAUAACUCGCCUGAGAACAGCGCGCUGGUGAUUCACAUGUAUGACGGGCUUCUCCAAGUGGGGGUCCGCCUCUGCCCCACUAUGCAGCUGGAGGAUAUCUGCAACCACGAAGGCCUCACACCCCUGAAGCUAGCUGCCAAAGAAGGAAAAAUCGAGAUUUUCAGGCACAUUCUGCAGCGGGAGUUCUCAGGACUGUACCAGCCCCUUUCCAGAAAGUUCACUGAGUGGUGCUACGGUCCUGUCCGGGUUUCACUGUACGAUUUGUCCUCCGUGGACAGCUGGGAGAAGAACUCGGUGCUGGAAAUCAUUGCCUUUCACUGCAGGAGCCCGCACCGGCACCGCAUGGUGGUUUUAGAGCCCCUGAACAAGCUUCUGCAGGAGAAAUGGGAGCGGCUCAUCCCGAGAUUCUUCUUCAACUUCGCCUGUUACUUGGUCUACAUGUUCAUCUUCACCAUUGUUGCCUACCACCAACCUUCCCUGGAGAAGCCAGCUAUUCCCUCAUCAAAAGCGACUUUUGGGGAAUCCAUGCUGCUGCUGGGCCACAUCCUGAUUCUGCUUGGGGGUAUUUACCUCUUACUGGGCCAGCUGUGGUACUUCUGGCGCCGCCGUCUGUUCAUCUGGAUCUCAUUCAUCGACAGCUACUUUGAAAUCCUCUUCCUUGUCCAGGCUCUGCUCACCGUGCUGUCCCAGGUGCUGCGUUUCGUGGAGACUGAAUGGUACCUGCCCCUGCUAGUGUCGUCUCUGGUGCUGGGCUGGCUGAACCUGCUUUACUACACACGUGGCUUCCAGCACACAGGCAUCUACAGUGUCAUGAUCCAGAAGGUCAUUCUUCGCGACCUGCUCCGAUUCCUGCUGGUCUACUUAGUCUUCCUUUUCGGCUUCGCUGUAGCCCUAGUGAGCUUGAGCCGGGAAGCCCAAAGCCCUAAAGCCCCUGCCAGUAACAACACCACAGUGACAGCACAGCCCAUGGCGGGCCAGGAAGAGGAGGAGGUCCCUUAUGGGGGCAUUCUGGAUGCUUCACUGGAGCUCUUCAAGUUCACCAUCGGGAUGGGCGAGCUGGCCUUCCAGGAGCAGCUGCGCUUUCGCGGGGUGGUGCUGCUGUUACUGUUGGCCUAUGUGCUUCUCACCUAUGUUCUGCUGCUCAACAUGCUCAUCGCCCUCAUGAGUGAGACCGUCAACAGCGUUGCCACUGACAGCUGGAGCAUCUGGAAGCUGCAGAAAGCCAUCUCUGUCUUGGAGAUGGAGAACGGUUACUGGUGGUGCAGGAGGAAGAGGCAUCGCUCAGGGAGGUUGCUGAAAGUCGGCACCAGAUGGGACGGUGUCCCCGAUGAGCGCUGGUGCUUCAGGGUGGAGGAGGUGAACUGGGCUGCAUGGGAGAAGACACUCCCCACCUUGUCUGAGGAUCCGUCAGGGGCGAACAGCCCUGGUUAUGAAAAUAACCCAAGCUCUAAACCUGGGAAUAGCCACGCCACAGAGGAAGAUCACCUGCCCCUCCAGGUCCUCCAGUCCCACUGAUGGCCCAGAUGCGGCAGCAGGCUGGCACGGCAGAAUAGGGAACCCUUCCAGCCACCCCCACUAGCUCCGAGGCUUCUGAAUUUUGGUGGAAAUAUAAAUAUUUUUUUCAUAA
Messenger RNA from Arvicola amphibius (Eurasian water vole), 2829 nucleotides. It is a transcript of the gene Trpv2, whose product is annotated as transient receptor potential cation channel subfamily V member 2. Gene Ontology annotation, biological process: calcium ion import across plasma membrane. The transcript has 15 exons. The coding region runs from base 447 to 2717 and encodes 756 amino acids. Gene Ontology annotation, cellular component: membrane. Gene Ontology annotation, molecular function: protein binding; calcium channel activity. The record is from RefSeq and is a predicted model, not a curated record. Lineage: Eukaryota; Metazoa; Chordata; Mammalia; Rodentia; Cricetidae.